AUGGAGGAAGAGCAUUUGGCAAAGCCGACUGUCUCAUAUCACCUAUUCAUGUACCGAUCCGAGCUGGCGCGACGCAAUGCCCGCCAGCUGCGACUUUCAGCAACCAAAAUCGAAAUCACCGAGGAGUUAAUUUCCAGAACUGUGCGCAAUAUCAAGACCUGCUCCGUGGAUGAUCUGAAGGCCGUGAAUCGGGAGCUGCUCUUCAAGCGUAAGCUUCGGCAUGAUGUCGCCGAAAAACCACGAAUUUAG
Molecule: messenger RNA, 249 nt
Organism: Scaptodrosophila lebanonensis
Lineage: Eukaryota; Metazoa; Arthropoda; Insecta; Diptera; Drosophilidae
Exons: 1
Coding region: 1-249 (82 amino acids)
Source: RefSeq, a predicted model, not a curated record